AUGCUCUACUUGAUCGCCUUCUUGAUAUGGGUCACAAGAGGUGAUGCUACGGAGACCACAGCGUUGCCUCCCACCGCUUUCACUGGAGGAGACCUCGAAGUCUGUCAAAUAUGGAAGAAUAUGACAAAGGAAGCUGUUUGCGACUACAUCAAGUAUCAAAAAGACAUUUGUGAAGGAGGUGGUUAUCUACAGUGGUCUCAAUACGUCGAAUGCGAGUUUAGCACUGCCAAGAAGGUUACAGUGAUGAUAGCAGGAAUUGUGUGGAUGCUUAUGUUAUUUAUCAUGGUGUCUACUACUGCCGACGAUUUCUUCUCACCAAAUGUUGCAUCGAUUGUUGCACAUUUGAAGAUUAGUGAAAGCAUAGCAGGCGUGACAUUCAUGGCGUUUGGCAACGGUGCUCCAGACAUAUUCGGCUCCAUUGCUUCAGUUCUCAGCAGUCCAAAACCCAAAGCUGGAUUCGCUUUGGGAGAGCUGCUUGGGGCUGGCAUAUUUGUCACCUCUAUGGUCACGGCCACAAUCAUUCUCGUCAAGCCGUUCAAGAUUGAUGUAUUUUCAACCAUUCGUGAUCUCAUAUUCUAUCUCAUUGCACUGGCUUGCAUAACAUUUGUUUUUCUGUACAGCACCAAUGUAUAUAUAUGGGAACCAGCUGGUUAUCUGGGCCUUUAUGCUAUAUAUAUUCUCACUGUAGUAAUCGGACACCAUUUGCACAAGCGCCGGAGGAAGAAGAUGAGAGUGAAUAGUACCAAGUCCAGGCCCAGCAACAUGGCAUCGCGGAAUGGGAGUGUGCAUCCAGUCAUUCCCGAAAUACAAGUCAUAGCGGACGCAGUAGAAAAGUUCAAGCAGGAUCUAGAUGCGUCUGACCGGACUCUGGCAGAACUGGUAGUAGUUAAAGAGAUGGUGAAGAGAAAUUCAUUAGCAAUUAGUGACAUACUCAACGUCUUUCCUCCAGAUCUUCCUUCUGAGCACGAGGAAGACGAGGAAGAAACCGGAUCAUCUGAAGAGGAAUUUGUGGUUUCGCAUAACCUGGUUUUGACUGGACCCGAAGCAAGGAGCAGAGCAACGUCUGUAGCUCCGCCUCCCAUCAAAGUUGUGUCAGCAGGCACGGUCUUCAAUGAUGUCAUCAAGCAUCUUCACCCUCUGCCUGAAGACUGGAAUGACCUUGGAAUGCUUGGAAAGACUUUGAGCAUAAUAAAGGUUCCCGCAAUAUUUUUGCUGAAGAUGACAGUUCCGUUGAACGAAUACAGUUGGUCGAAAGCAAUGGCAAUCAUACAGGCUUUAUUCGCGCCUCAAUGGUUCCUCUUUGCAAUACAGAUGCAGACAUGGCAACCUUUUGAUGGCAGCCCAGGUUUAUAUGCUUAUUCAUUGUUAUUAUCAGUCAUAAUCAUUGUUUUACUGGCAAUUUUUACCUCAAUCGACCAUCAGCCGAAAUACUACAAAGAAUUCGCCUCAUACCUCGGGUUCCUGAUGUCAAUUUCAUGGAUCUAUUUCAUAUCUUCAGAAGUUGUCAAUGUAGUCACGAUGAUUGGCGUAGUGUCCAGAAUCUCGCAUGAGGUUCUGGGAUUAACCAUUCUGGCUUGGAGCAACAGUAUCGGCGAUUUGAUCGCGGAUAUCUCCGUAGUGAAGCAAGGUUAUCCCCGCAUGGCAAUGGCUGCUGCAAUCGGUGGACCUCUCUUCAACCUUCUGAUCGGUUUUGGUCUGCCUUUUCUCAUAGCAAUAGCUGGUGGACGCACAGUCACGAUAGAGCUAAACCCCACCUACAGGAUAUUAUUACUAUUUUUGGGUAUAUCGUUGACAACGACACUUAUUGCUUGUUUCGUGCAAAGAUUUUAUCUACGACGACCACACGCUUAUAUCUUGAUAUUCGUGUACCUUGCAUUCCUCACAAUGGUAGUUCUUAGCGGGACGCAUCUUCUCGUUUGGAACUGAUUCUGUCACCUGAUUUUUUUAUGCUGUCAAGAGUAUGGUGAUCUAUGUACAGAAUUUAAAAUGAUGAAUGACUUGUGCGGGUAUAUUUUCAAUCAUGCUAUGUGUAGG
Messenger RNA from Cylicocyclus nassatus, 2034 nucleotides. Lineage: Eukaryota; Metazoa; Nematoda; Chromadorea; Rhabditida; Strongylidae. The record is from the annotation of a GenBank genome assembly.